AUGGGGAAGUCUCUUCUUUCUGGUCUAUCAAGUGCAUUGAAUGGCCCACAAUUUGAAUCAAAGAGGAUGGGUCAAGGAGAAGUUCAGGAGUUCUUGAGAGAUAGAACCAAAUGGGUUGUGGUGGUGUCAGAAUUUGCACCUAUUUGUAUCUAUUUAGUGAUCAGCUUACUAGUUUCUUUGAUCUCACUCAAUGUUCCUUUUCCAUUUUCUUCCAAUAGUUCAACCUGUCCAAAAAAAUUGUUGGCCUAUGAAUGUGGUUUAGAUCUUUCUAGUGAUGCCAAAAAUCGUUUUGAUAUACAAUUUUAUCUUGUUUCCAUUUUAUUUAUUAUCCUUGAUACAGAAGUAACCUUUUCCUUUCCUUGGGCAGUACCUCUCAACAAGAUUGAUCUAUUUGGAUCUUGGUCCAUGAUGGCCUUUUUAUUCAUUUUGACGAUUGGAUUUCUCUAUGAAUGGAAAAAGGGUACUUCGGAUUGGGAGUAA
Messenger RNA from Benincasa hispida (wax gourd), 480 nucleotides. Lineage: Eukaryota; Viridiplantae; Streptophyta; Magnoliopsida; Cucurbitales; Cucurbitaceae. The record is from RefSeq and is a predicted model, not a curated record.